Corythoichthys intestinalis (scribbled pipefish) is the source of this 5635-nucleotide messenger RNA. It is a transcript of the gene adgra2, whose product is annotated as adhesion G protein-coupled receptor A2. Gene Ontology annotation, molecular function: G protein-coupled receptor activity; protein binding. The record is from RefSeq and is a predicted model, not a curated record. NCBI's taxonomy places the organism in Eukaryota, Metazoa, Chordata, Actinopteri, Syngnathiformes, Syngnathidae. The transcript has 20 exons. Gene Ontology annotation, biological process: central nervous system development; cell surface receptor signaling pathway; positive regulation of canonical Wnt signaling pathway. The coding region runs from base 1062 to 5150 and encodes 1362 amino acids. Gene Ontology annotation, cellular component: plasma membrane; Wnt signalosome.
UGUCCAACACAAAAGCAGUGGAACUCGAUGAUAGGGGUCGUCGAGUGGGCGUGAGGUGAUGAAGCUCGGGAAGGAGGCAGGCAUGAAAUCCGGCAAGGGGCGCGCAAAAAACAGGACCUGGGACGAGAGCAAAAAAUGUCGUGAGCCGGUGAUCAGAGCAAUAAGUGAAGAAUGCGAGAUACAACUGACUUAGCAAACAGACAUGUUUAUCGGGCGACGAGGUGGCGGCGUCCACUGCUUUUAAAGAGGGCUGAUUAUCAUCGCCAUCACCUGUGGCCGCUCCACCCGUCUGACGUCCACUCUGUAAUCAGAAUAAAAACACGCACACCUGCCAGAGGUGGGCCAGGGCUCAGGAAGGAGGAGCAGAGGCCCUAACAGUGCAGUUGAGCCACCUCUGGUUGGAGAUGGGACCAAAAGUGUGAGGAAUUGCAGAUGUGAUAAGGAAGCGCUAGGACCUGGGAGACCACUUCGCGGCGCACCAGGCGAGUGUGGCAAGCGGUCAGGAAAGAUCCGCUAGAUUGGGAGUUUACACUGCAGCAGCCAUCAACACCGGUUUACCUCUUCUUCUUCUUCUUAAAUUUACUUCAAGGCGCGCUAGACGAAAGAAAAGACGCGCGGAAGACAACUUAGGAAAAGUUUGGAAAAACUUUUUUUCUCGCCCCCGGUUCAUUCCUUCAUACAGAUGUCAGUGUGACUUUGAGUGCCGAGUCUUGACUCUCAUCCACCGCUGGACUAGGACUACUCAUCUGGACACUCCCAAGAGUCUUGAUUUGAGAGUCGUAGUGAGUAGAGGUCAUUUGGAUUUGGCAUUGGAUUUGAAAUCAAAACACCACAAACAUUUGGAGCAAAUGGAUCGAAGGAACGCCAUGACAUAAGGGCGGUGUUUGAAUUUUAUUGUUUUUUUAAACGGAACGGACUGCUGUGUUGCAGAAGAAAACCUCUCCAAGUUUGUCAUAUUUGGAUCGAACCUCACUUUUAUUGUGAUUGCGUCCCCACUCUGGAGGCUUCAUGCCGGAGAUAUGGGUUGACCCGAGAUUGAGCUGAGAUCCAGCCCCAGGACAAUGUGCGCGCCCGGCGUUGGCAUCCCUGUGCCGGGUCGUGUGGUACUGAUGCUGCUGCUCCUGCUGGCCGCCCCCGGGCCGCGGCCGUCCCGGGCGUGCCGAGGGCUCCUUGGUUGCAGCUGCACGGAGGAGCGCUCCAAGACGCAUGGAGCCCAGCCCCAGGGGCGGAGGGUCAGCUGCGGAAAGGAGGAGCUGUCCGAACCCCCCGAUGUCAGCCUGCUGCCUAACAGAACCGUCACUUUAAUACUGAGCCACAACAAAAUCCGAGUCCUGAACAAUGGCUCCUUCUUCGGACUUAAUGCCCUGGAGAAGCUGGAUCUCAAGCACAACUUAAUCAGCACCAUCAUGCCUGGAGCCUUCCAAGGCCUGUCCGAGCUCCGGAAACUUGACCUAUCCAACAACCGCAUUGGCUGCCUGACUUCAAACAUGUUCCAAGGACUGACUAAUCUCACUAAAUUGAACUUAUCUGGAAACAUCAUAUCAACCUUGGAUGCCGGCGUGUUUCAGGAGCUCCCAUCCCUUAAACUUGUGAAUUUCAACUCUGAAUACCUGUCAUGUGACUGUGGGCUGCACUGGAUCCCAGGCUUCUUUCGCAGCAGCUCAGCCCGACUGGGAGAUGAAACCCUGUGUGCUUAUCCGAGAAGUCUGAAGGGAAAACCCCUACGAGGACUUCGGGAAAGCCAGUUGAGCUGUGACGGCCCUUUGGACCUGCACACCCUGACGCUGCUGCCCUCUCAGCGUCAGGUGGUCUUCAAAGGGGAUCGACUGCCGUUCCACUGUACUGCAGCCAUGGUGGACAAAGUCACCGCUUUGCACUGGCACCACAACGGUCACCUAGUGACUUCUGACCCAGAGAACGGUGUCCAGUUGGAGAACAAUGUAUUGCAUGACUGCACCUUUAUUACCAGUGAACUUAUUCUAUUCAACGUACAUGUGGAGGCCAGUGGAGAGUGGGAGUGUGUGGUUACAACCGGGAGGGGAAACACUUCCCGCUCUGUUGAAAUAGUAGUGCUAGAGAACAGUGCCUCCUUCUGUCCAGAGGAUAAAGUUGUUAACAACCGAGGCGAAUUCAGGUGGCCAAGAACUCUGGCAGGCAUCACCUCUCAUCAGUACUGCCUGGAGCUGCGUUACCCUUCUCUGUCUGUAGAAGGUGACAUGGAGCAGAAAAAGGCCUCUCGCUUAUGUGACCGCUUUGGAAAGUGGCAGGAGGGCAAUUACACAAACUGUCACUACACGAAUGGCAUCACCCGUGUCUUGCAUACAUUCAUCUUGAGUCCCAUCAAUACAUCAAAUGCUGUCAGUUUGGCCCACCAAGUCCGCAAAUAUACUCUGGAGGCGGCAGGCUUCACUGACUCAGUGGAUGUGCUCUACGUGGCCCAGAUGAUGGAGAAGUUCAUGGAAUAUGUCAAACAGCUGCAAGAGUUGCCAGAGGUGUUGGUAGAGAUGGGCAGUAACCUGAUGCAGGUGGAUGACCAUAUCCUUACUCUGGCCCAGAGAGAGAAGCGAGCCUGUAGCUCCAUAGUGGGCUCUCUGGAGUCUCUGGCCUGGCCUCAGCUACACAGCCACGCUCAGUACUUCUCUAUGGUGUCAAGGAACAUUGUUAUGGAAGCCCACUUAAUUCGACCAGCCCACUUCAUUGGUAUAACCUGCACAGCAUAUGAGCGCCGUGACAUCCCAACAGCCACUGUAGGAAUGGAAGUGUCAGACUUCACACAUGAACAACAACUUCGUUUUCGUUGCAGCACAGGGUCCCAUAACACAUCUCUGAACAAUUUUCCCCUCAAGAAUUCAGUAGCUGUGGCCUCUGUGACCCUCCCUGCUACCUUGUUUCCUUCUGAUGCGCCUGCAGACUGUAAACUGCAGUUUGUGGCCUUCCGAACCGGAAGCUUUUUCCCUCUGACUGGGAAUUCGAGCAACGGUGCAGGGCACUCCCGAAGGCAUAACGUCAACACUCCGGUUAUCUUUGUGGGACUUGAUGGCUGUAGUAUGUGGAACCACUCGGAGCCUGUCUGGGUGUCACUCCGCCACUUAUCUCCAGGAAGUGAUGCUGUGGCGGCCCAGUGGAGUCCAAAGACACUGAACAAACAUGGGGGCUGGAGCUCCGAGGGAUGCCAGCUGGUCCACAGUGACAGCAGCACCUCCACAAUGCGCUGUUCUCUGCUUAGCAAUUAUGCUGUGUUGCAGGAGGUGCCAGACUUCCCCAGUUCUGCAUCCAUCUCCAUCAGGGUUCUCCACCCUGUGGUGUAUGCCUGUACUGCACUCCUCCUUCUUUGCCUUUUCACGAUCAUCAUCACUCACAUACUACACCACAGUUCCAUCCACAUUUCAAGAAAAAGCUGGCACACAUUACUGAAUACUUGCUUCCACAUCGCCAUGACAACAGCCAUCUAUGCAGGAGGCAUAAGCCUGACCAGUUACCCAAUUGUUUGUCAAGCAGUAGGCAUCGCCCUGCACUACGCUUCACUGUCAACCCUGCUGUGGAUUGGUGUUAGUGCCAGAGUCAUCUACAAAGAAGCUAUGUGGAGAAUGCCACUGGCACCAGAUGGAGAUUCUUCACUUCCGCCAACUCAACGGCCAAUGCUCAGGUUCUAUUUGAUAGCUGGUGGAGUUCCUCUCAUCAUUUGUGGGAUCACUGCAGCUGUCAAUGUCAGCAACUACGGAGACAACAGCCCUUACUGCUGGCUGGUGUGGCGCCCCAGCCUGGGGGCUUUCUUUGUCCCAGCCGGCCUAGCGGUGUUGGUGACCUGGAUCUACUUCCUGUGCACUGUGUUCUGCCUCAGACACCGUACUGCCAAAGAAUGUAUAGGAACCACACCGUCUUCCCCUGCCACCGAGAGCCAGCCUGCGCUAGCAGGAAGCAUCAGCCUCCUGUCCACAGACUCAGUUGUGGGUCCUUCAAAUUCCAACGUGGCUUUGGACGACCAGUACUCGCUAAAGACACAGUUUUUAAUUUUGGUGGCCACCCAUUUCCUGUUCGUGGUACUGUGGUGUUGUGGGGCGAUGGCAGUGUUCCUGACUGGGCACGUCAGCUUGUUGUUUAGUUCUCUUUAUGGAAUGGUGGCCAUAGCCCUGGGAGUGUUCCUAGUGGUGCACCACUGCUUCCGACGUGUGGAUGUGCAGACCUCGUGGUUGCCGUGCUGUCCGGUUCACAGCAACACUCUUCCGGUGUCUACCUAUACCUGCACAGCAGGAAGUGGCGCGCAAACCUCUGAGCAAGGAUCCCAACUUUUCAUGAAUUGCCAUCAACCCGGAGACUCGCACAACUCUUCAUCCACUCGAUCAUCAUCCACUCCGAGUGGCAUCAGUAGUGUCGGACCUGGGCCCUGCAAACUCACCAACUUACUGCAGGUGGCGCAAGACACUCAAAGCAAUACCUCGAGGGCUGUAGCUGGUAUCAACACGGGCACCAGCACUGACAAUGUCACAAAGCCAUCAAACUAUGUUUUCCCCAGCGUUAACUCUUCAGUCCCUGUGCAUCCUCAGAGAAGGAAAGUGAAUAGCAGGACUAAACAAGGCAAUAGCCAGUAUCACCAUAGGGGUGAUGGCAGAGGUCACUACCGUCUCAAAGCUUUAAGGACAGCAGGAGGUGGGGGCAGCCUGGGAGCUUUGGGUCCCACUGGUUUGGAGAACCUCAGCUCAUCACACAUGGUGCAUAAACAAGCCACCAGUGAGAAUGGGAGCAUCCAUCACAGUCUCCCAGAGAGCCACGCAGGCCCGCUGACAAACGGAAAGCAUGUCGGUAAGUCGGUGGCCACCAGCCCUUCAGACGGCAGCGAUGGGGGCAGUAGCGGCAGCCGAAAACCAUACCCUCUCCUCCCCUCUGUGGCCAGCAGAAUGGCCAUGAAUGGCACGCACAGACGAUGCAUCAGCAGAGACAAUUUGAAACUGGCGGCUGCUGCGGAGCGGGAGGCUAAGCGCUGCUCUUACCCUUUAAACAGUAUUACCACGACCGUGCCUGGAGCUGCGGCUCCAAAUGGCACCCUGAAGAACUCGCUUCUAGAGCUGGACCAUGACAUGAGUGGCACAGAUCAGUCCCAAAAUUCUGUGGGAGUGAAGAGCAGUUUGUGGAAGAGCGAAACCACUGUGUAAUCUGUACUUGUACAUGAACCUCAGUGUUACCUUUACAGCAUUUUAAGAGACUAUUUUUUCAAUGUCUCCUGAUUAUUGAUUAAUGUUAUAUAAUUUAAGAUUAAAAAAGGGAUCCAGGACUUAAAACUGUUACUUUCCAGUGGCAAAUAAUUUGUUGUAAAAUGGUAAAAAUUAAGUACAGUAAAAAAAAGGAUAUGUGUAUUUUAUUCUAAUGGCUAUAUUGUAAGAUUGUGCACAUAUUGGAUUUAUGUGGAUACGUUUAAUGAGAGAUUUAUCAUUUUAGUUUUGAUUUUCUAUGCAUUUCAGAAGACUGUUCAUUUUUAUAGCAUACAGCUUUAUGCAAUUCCAUUCAUGAUCAUGUUUGCUUUAUGUACUUUUUGCAUGUGUGUGCGAGUGUGUAUAAGUGCUUGUACAUAAUCAGUUGUCAAUUAAAAGAAUGUGGGAUUUCGGCAUACCGAAUGGAUUUUUUUUUUUUUUUUUUUUUU